AUGGCUGCAGCUACGUCGUCACCUGUCGACGUGUCCGCGCAGCUUCCAAGCGACGUAUACCAAGAGCAUUUCGAUUUCAUUGACGCUGUCCGCGACAUCGUUGCCUCCAUCGAUGGUCAGACCCCGGACGGCGUGGUACGCGCCCAAGUCGAGCUGAUCCUAGCUCUUGUCGGUAGAGACUUACUGAAACUUCACCGCCUCGUUGAAGUCGUCAACGCCAGGAUUGUGAGUCGAUCGAGCUGGGCCAUAGCAAUAGGCGUCAAGUUCUACAGGGCACUCUUCACCGCAAUCGAUCCGAAUCUGGAGCUCGACGUCUUCAACGUUAAGAGGACCACGGGCGCUGACAUCGCCGGCGUGUACAUUCUUGAAGUUGCUAGACAGUUCACUGCCAAGUCAGAAUGGGCACCUGGAUCUGUCAACGUACUGGAGUUCUCACUGUGCCUUCUCAGAGCCUCUUCGAUCGGACAACGCGGUUUGGUUAUAGCGAAGAAGCUGGGUUGCGGUCUAUUGGAGAAGAUGGCUACGUCACCCUACCUGCCGUUUUACAACAACUACGACAACUUCUCUACAUUCGCUUACAAAGUUAUCCCUCUGCUUGACACCACAGAUGCGAACUCGAAAUCUAGCCGCGUAUCAGACAUCCUACAAGCUUUGAAAGAGGCAGAAUAUGAAAGGACGAAUGAGGAUAAGGCCGAACUAGAGCUCAUGUGCCAUGAAAUGGGACGGUCCGACCUCUACCAGAAACAUACGGAGGACACUGUGGUCGAGCAUAUAGACUCUCCUGAGUUCGAUUACGUAUACAGCCAGGGCCGAUUCAGCCUCGUUCCACUUCAGAAGCUCGACCAGGAGAUCAAAACUAGCUGGAAGCUGUUCACCACAACACCGGCUUGGGAAUUGCCAGCUAUCGAACGUUUGCUCAAGAGCAUCUCCGAAGCCAUGAAGAUUGACGCUCCAACAUGGGUACAGACCGUUACGCUCGACAUGAUAGAGGUCAUAAUGCAGUCAGAGCAUCUUUUCUUGAACCAGAACCUGCAGAUACUGGUCGGCUUUAUCCGUUCUGUUGCGCCGGCGCUUGACGAUAUGGCUGAUACUCAUCAAUGUGGUCGAUUGACGGCUCUGCUACAUGAUCUCAGUAUUCAUAGCUGUGUGCAGUCAGUACAGGAUCGCGAUGCCAUCGAGGUUCUCCGCCGAGACCUGGGUAGAAUCGUGCGACGUCCUACAACACAGCCUGCGGGCGAUGGGCUUCAGGAAGAUGAGCUUUCGGGGGCUGUCUCCAAGCUCGAUAUCGACUGA
This is a messenger RNA of Alternaria ventricosa, 1293 nucleotides long. RefSeq lists its product as uncharacterized. The record is from RefSeq and is a predicted model, not a curated record. The transcript has 2 exons. Lineage: Eukaryota; Fungi; Ascomycota; Dothideomycetes; Pleosporales; Pleosporaceae. The coding region runs from base 1 to 1293 and encodes 430 amino acids.